This is a messenger RNA of Aspergillus glaucus CBS 516.65, 2483 nucleotides long. Its product is annotated as putative transcription initiation factor TFIID subunit 12. Gene Ontology annotation, biological process: DNA-templated transcription initiation; RNA polymerase II preinitiation complex assembly. Gene Ontology annotation, molecular function: protein heterodimerization activity; TBP-class protein binding; DNA binding. The transcript has 2 exons. Lineage: Eukaryota; Fungi; Ascomycota; Eurotiomycetes; Eurotiales; Aspergillaceae. Bases 239 to 2107 code for a protein of 622 amino acids. The record is from RefSeq and is a predicted model, not a curated record. Gene Ontology annotation, cellular component: transcription factor TFIID complex; SAGA complex; SLIK (SAGA-like) complex.
GCUGCUGCUUGCGAUCCGCGACACUCUUGGGCUUCGCGUCUCACGGUCGGUGUGCUUUGCUCUAUCUGUGCGCGAUACGAUCUCGUUGCAUUUUCUUAUUCGAUUCCAUUCGUUGAUUCCUUCGUGAACCCCCGUUAUCGCUUCCGAACUCCCCUACCGACGUCUAGACAUCAACCGUCAGCAUACGUACGACCUUGCCUCUGUCUCUCGCUAUUUUAUCAUUAAUAGUUCGACCAACAUGGAUGGCUCUCAGCCGCAAACCAACCCUACGCAGAACAACCAACCGAUGGUCGCACCCCAACAUUCGAAUUUGAUCCGGACCGACCAGGUACAGAAACUGCCGCACCUUAAUGAACAGCAAAAGGCGCAGCAUACCCAGAUAGUACGCAGCUUCUGGGAGAUUUUGAACACCCGGGAUCCGCAGAGUACCGAAUACCAGUCCGCGCAUCUCAAACUCGCGCAGCUUUCGCAGACCUUAAUGAAGGGCAUGCGACUCUAUCAGGCAAAUCGCCAACAGCAGAUGCAACAGCACCAGGCGGCUGCUGGGGUGGCACAGGGCCAGCCGGUUCAGCGCUCUCAGUCAGCAAACCCACAGUCCUUCGGGCAGCUUUUGCCUCAGAUUCAGCAGAAGGUUAACAGCUUGAACUUCUUUUUGCCGCCGAAUAUCAGUCAGGAGCAGAUCCAGAGUUGGCUGCCAGAGGCGCGGCUACGGUACGGUAUCGCGCUGCAGAAACAAGAGCUCGGUCGGGUACGGAUUGCUGAGCUGCGCCAGCAGUUCAGUCAGCGACAGACUGCGGGCAAUCUGAGCCAGGAGGAGGUGCAGGAUUUCAAGAACCGACAGCUUGCGUCGGAGAAGCUUUACCGUGAGGGAAGCGAUUUUCUGAACAAGUUCAAGGAGCAACAGGAAGGGUUCAAGGCUCAGCAACAACAAAAUCAGCAAUUCAACCGGACAAACGUCCAAAACGUUCAAAACGUUCAAAACGUCCCUCAAGCGCAAGUGCAUCCUGCCCAAACGGGAGAGCCAGCCGCGGCCGCCACGCCAGUGACUGCUGGUAGUGACAAUCGCCCUGUCAACGCCGCUCCAGGAACAAUGAAUCAAGCACCUACCCCAGCCCCUCAUACUAUCAACUCCGCUGUGAAUGCAGCACGAAAUCAAGCGGGGCAAGUAGCCAUGACCCCAACGGCUUCACAGCCUGGGCAGGUGCCACCAACUGCACAAGCACCAGGGGCCGCGCCUACCACCACACCUGCUCCUCCUCAACAACCAACACAACCCCAAGCGCCGCAAGGCACUCAACCGCAAAUGACAUACCCCCAACCACCAAACAUGAACGGAACUACGCCCACUCCCACUACCGCCCCUCAACCGAUGAACCAGCAACAAGUACCACCGCGUCCUCUAUCCCACCAAGCUGCCAUGAACCAGGCAGCCCAGACCUACGCCAACACCAACGCUCCUAGCAGCGUAAAUAACGCGGGCAACAUGACCCAACCCAGCAUGACCCAACCAGCCGCCACAGCAAACCAGGCUGCGAAUAAUGCAACUACCCAGGGCUACAUCCCCAACCGCGCCACUGAGAACUCAGCCCGCAACAUUAACAUGGCUAUCCCUAAAAACCUUAACGUGCCCCCGCCAGAGCCUGUCGCCAUGUCACCUGCUCGACCAACCCUGUCUGGUGGCCCUAGCCACGGAGCGAUGGGUAUGAUGGGCCAGCCCGCUAUCCAGAAGCACCCUGGUUACGUCCUGGAGGGCGAGGGUCAGCGCGUCCUCAGCAAAAAGAUGCUCGACAUUCUCGUCCGUCAAGUCACCGGUGGAGGCGAAGGUGAAGGACUCACACCAGACGCUGAAGAGUUUGUCCUCCAAAUGGCCGACGACUUCGUCGACGACGUGAUAACCGCAGCCUGCCGCCUCGCCAAACUCCGCCCCUCCUCUACCCUCGAACUCCGCGACAUCCAACUCGUCCUCGAACGGAACUACAACAUGCGCAUCUCUGGUUUUUCCACCGAUGACCUCCGUACCGUCAAGAAACCUCAGCCGACGCAGGGUUGGACACAGAAGAUGUCUGCUGUUCAGGCGGCCAAGGUUACUCAGGGCAAGGCCGAGUAAUCCCUUUCUGGUCUCCUUUCCGUUAUGAGAGUCUACUUUUUCUCUUUUGUUAUGGUUCGAGUUUAGCCGGCGUCGAUGGGAGGUUAUCUCUUUCACUUACGCUUUUCUGCUUUUUGGAUUGAUAGUGGGAUAUCAUCGUAAAACUGUUAUUUGCUUAUAGGUCAGGCCAAGUCGAGUCAGGGAACGGGGAAUUGCUGCAUGUACAAUUGGCGUUUUCUUUUCUCUAUCGGUUAACUUGUUACCCAGAAUGAUUGGAAUUGAAUGAUAUCAAGUCACCGCAACAAUACAUGUACACUCACCCAAUUGGAUCAUCCGAAUCGACCGUGGGUGUCGUCUGCCGCCACUUGGAUGCCAAUAAAGACAAAUAAAAGGGUUC